AGUAAACAGUUCUAAAUCGUCUCUCGGCGUCGAUCUAUCGUACAUAUACAGAAGAGGCUAACUUCGUCUGGUCGUACGCAUUCAGCCGUUUACUGUGUCAUCACUCGCACGGAUUCACCCAGCCAAGAUUUGUACACUGAACUGGAUCAGUUAUAAUCGUGACUUCAGUAAUGUCUACGUCUAUUAAUGAGAGUCACUCUACCAGCCCAGCAGUCUUUUCGGUGGAAUGGCCGCUGACGCGUGAAAAUGCAGUCAACAGAAGGCAGACAAUAGCAAUCAGAGCAACGGGCCCUCAAAUUAAACAUAAAAAAACUGGAUAUCGAAAUAAUGUGGAACAAAAUCAAACUCCAUCUUUUGCUGAAACCAACACGCAACUUUAUCACCACAAUUCGUGUUCAUCGGUUACAGCGGGAAACGAUGAAAUUGUCCAGCACGCGUCAAAACGCACUGUACCAAAUAUCUUUACCUAUUUGGAUCACGAGGAGGCAAUCUGGCUUGCUAAGGAAGUAAAUGAAGCGAACAAAAGUAUUUUUGUUGAAGUAGCUGCUAAAAGAUUUAAACGAGAUGAUGAAAUUUUAGAUCAAACGAAGUCUUCGCUGAGUACUUCAAUAAGUCUUCUUGGGGACUUGCGAAGCAGUAUAAGAUACCCGGACGAAGAGCUAGCGAAAGACCUAGACAUGUGGGAUGAGGUUUCAGCUAAUUUUGGUGUACGAAACAUGGUCAACUGUCUUGGGCUGCUUAGUAAUUUCUUUUCCCAGUUGCAGAAGGAAAUGAAGAAAUAGAGAAAAGAAAAAUCAAUGUUUGAUGGAUUCGCGCGCAGAAAGAUGACACCGAAUUCAUGCCAAUGUUCACUUUACUUGGUUAAUACAGACAGGCCAGCAGUCUAAGGCCUCUGGGUAAUGAAUCUGAAUCAGUGGCGUAGCCAGCCUGACGAUUUUGUCCCGCUAUGUAAAUUUCGAGU
Molecule: messenger RNA, 961 nt
Organism: Dendronephthya gigantea
Lineage: Eukaryota; Metazoa; Cnidaria; Anthozoa; Malacalcyonacea; Nephtheidae
Exons: 3
Coding region: 171-782 (203 amino acids)
Source: RefSeq, a predicted model, not a curated record